AGGAGCUUUGCUUCUCAUGACACGCGAAGUGUUAACUGGGAUAUUUCUGGUAAAACUGAAAGCAAGAAAAGCGGGGCGACACUUCACAAGGUCUCAGCCCCGGUGGAACUGCGGCCGGGGGUUCGGCAGGGUGGGGUGCGCGCCCCGAGUGACAGAUGGAUGGCCCUUUCUUCUGAGAGAAAGGAGACAUGCCGGCAGACCAACCUCAAACCCCAGAUUGCUUGUGAAGAAAUCAUAGAGGGGAAAACACGCGCACACCAACUAGAGCGGAAGAUUGAAAAGGCAAGAACGGAGCGGACUGGGACUGACUGCCCGCUUCAGCAGCUACUCACCUGAACCAGAGGCAGGAUGUCCCUGAAGUUGCCAAGAAACUGGGACUUCAGCCUGAGAGGGGAGGCUGGGAAAAUAGCUCGCUCACGGAGCAUGAUGACUGGCGAGCAGAUGGCGGCCUCUCACCCAUUGUCCACCCCCAACCCGCUGGAGAGACCCAUCAAGAUGGGCUGGCUGAAGAAGCAGAGGUCCAUCGUGAAGAACUGGCAGCAGAAAUACUUUGUGCUGAGGGCGCGGCAGCUCUACUACUACAAGGACGAAGAGGACCUGAAGCCACAGGGUUGCAUGUAUCUACCAGGAAGUACGAUCAAGGAAAUCGCCACAAACCCAGAAGAAGGGGGGAAGUUUGUCUUUGAAGUCAUCCCAGCCUCAUGGGACCAGAAUCGCACAGGACAGGACUCCUAUGUCCUCAUGGCCAGCUCCCAGGCCGAGAUGGAGGAAUGGGUUAAAUUCCUUAGGAGAGUCGCUGGCGUGCCCUCUGGAGUGGUGUUUGGCCAGCGUUUGGAUGAGACCGUGGCCUAUGAACAGAAAUUUGGCCCCCACCCGGUGCCCAUCCUGGUGGAGAAGUGUGCAGAGUUCAUCCUCCAGCAUGGCCUGAACGAAGAGGGCAUCUUCAGACUACCUGGGCAGGACAACCUCGUGAAGCAGCUGAGAGAUGCUUUUGAUGCUGGGGAGAGGCCCUCCUUUGACAAAGAUACAGAUGUGCACACGGUGGCCUCCCUAUUAAAACUCUACCUCCGAGACCUCCCCGAGCCGGUGGUUCCCUGGAGCCAGUAUGAGGGGUUCCUGCUAUGUGGGCAGCUCAUGAAUGCAGAUGAGGCAAAGGCUCAGCAGGAGUUGGUGAAGCAGCUCUCCAUCCUUCCUCGAGACAACUAUAGCCUCCUGAGCUACAUCUGCAGGUUCCUACAUGAAAUCCAACUGAACUGUAGUGUUAACAAGAUGAGCGUGGAAAAUCUGGCUACUGUGAUUGGUGUGAAUCUCAUCAGGUCCAAGGUGGAAGACCCUGCUGUGAUCAUGAGAGGGACUCCUCAAAUCCAAAGAGUGGUGACCGUGAUGAUCAGAGACCAUGAAGUACUCUUCCCCAAGUCCAAGGAUGCACCCCUAUCACCCCCUGCACAGAGUAAUGACCCUAAGAAACCUCCAGUGGCUCGGAGCUCUGUGGGCUGGGACGCCACUGAAGACCCCGCAAUUUCUAGAUCAGACAGUUUCAGUAACACGACCGGCGACUCAGACACAGCCAGCCCCACUGAACAGCAGCCGAGUGAUGGGUGUCUAGUGGAGAACAGUAAAGCCCCCAGGGAAAAGCCAGAAGAUUGGAAGCUGCAAUCACGGAAAAGGACUCAGACGCUCCCCAACCGGAAAUGCUUCUUAACAUCAGCUUUUCAAGGUGCCAACAGCAGCAAAGUGGAGAUCUUUAAAAACGAGUUCUGGUCAUCUUCUUCAGAACUGAAGGCAGGGGAGGGGCACAGGAGAACGAUGUCUCAGGGUUUGCCCCAAAGUCCUGACUCCCAGCGGUCUUCCACCUACGAUAACAUCCCUGCUGCGACAGGGUCUCCCAGGGACGAAGAAAGCUCACUGUCUUCCCAUGCCUGUGACUACAAGAGAGACACUCCUGCUGGCCCAAACUCUGAAACUGGGCCUGGGAAAAAGAACUCUGGAGAAGAGGAACUCGAAUCUUUGCAGAGGCUGGUCCAGGAGCUGAGGAAGGAAAUAGAAACACAGAAGCAAAUGUAUGAGGAACAGAUUGAAAACCUUGAGAAGGAAAAUUACGAUGUCUGGGCUAAGGUGGUGAGGCUCAGUGAAGACCUGGAGAAGGAGAAGAAGAAGUUUUCAGCCUUGGAAAUUACCCUCCGCAACGUGGAGCGCUCCCGUGAGGAUGUUGAGAAGAGGAACAGGGCCUUGGAGGAAGAGGUCAAGGAAUUUGUCAGAUCCAUGAAGGAGUGCAAGGCUGAUGCUUGAGGGUCCCAGAAGAACCCCAGAGACGGCCUGUGGAGACCCAACACUGCUCCCUUUCUUGGUGCUGCCUGAUGACUGGGAAGCAAAAUUACUCCCUUGGUGGGAGAGGACAUUUGGGGGAAACAUCAUAUUUCCCAGUAAAUAAACCAAUGGAAUUUUCAGGAAGAUGAGGGUGAGCAGGGACAUGUGUGGAUGUCUGUGAUCCCCUGUGGCUGUAUUCAGAAGGAUUGCAUUAUUCCACAGUGGUCUUAGGCUGAGUGAAAUGGAACCUUCCCCUGCUGGAUGACUGUGUGAUACGCAAUGGACACAUUUGAGGCUGGUCACAUUCCUGGACCCAGGUGACAAGCUGGUCCCUACCAAGGCUGGACUGAGGCACUAGCUCUUUGUUUUCUUUGUGGAAUAGCUCACCUAGUCAGAUGGCCUCAGGGUGUGUCUGAGAAACCGGAGCAGAAAGCAGUACUCAGCUUUCAAGAGCAUACCCAUGGCAUGCUGUGUUGCAGGGGGCUGCACCUACUGAAGCCAGAGCCCUAUUCUGCCACCCUGUCCACGAUGCACACUCUCCAGGGGUUGGAAACUCAAAAUUAUUAUUUGACUGAGACUAAAACAAGCAAUAAACUGUAUUUAUGAAAACAAUAUCAAUGCAAAAGUUAUAUUCAAAUAAAGCCAAAAAAAAAAUGCAGGGCUGUUGGUGCUCUAUACAACACCUUUGUGAGUUAGUAAAGGCGCCCCUUCCUCAGGGAGAUGCACCCCUCUCCUGCACACAGCUUGCUGAAAUCCAUGGGCUGGAUUUCAGUCCCUACCUUCCUUGGAGAGUUCCCAUUUGUGUAUGGCGGGCCUGGGAAUAAAGGCCUUCCUUCUGUGAUGUGACUUCCUCAGAGGCCGCUUGGGGGUUUAGAUAACAAUAGUCAUAACAAUAUUUUUUCUGUUUCACUGAAAUGCGAAUGAUUUCACCCUUUAAAGAACCACGAGGCACUAGAGAGUAGCUGGGAGAGCAGAGGGGAUUCCCAGUGGACAAACAACUUUUCCUUCUACAUUAAGUCGGCCUGGCAGAGGCUCCUGGUGAGGUGGGAUGGUGGAGUCUUUAAUGGAUUUUGUCAUUGUUCUGGUUAUGUGGUCUCUGAGCUCUCUCGGCUGUGUAUCCUAUCAGUACAAAAUAUUGGAGCGUGCACCCCCAAGAUAGGUUUAUUUAUGUAUUUAUAAAUUACAUACAGGUACUACUGUCUCGUUAUAUCAUGUAUGUCAUAAAACACACAGGCUAGAAAUUGAAUAAUGAUAAGACAAAAACACAUAUAAACAGAAGUUCCCCAAAGUGCUUUCAGUUUGGGAGGCCACUGGCCUGGUUCCCAGAGGGUAUUACCUGUGCUAAUCUUACACAUAUUGUCCUGUUAAUCUGCUCCCAUAAAUUCACUUGAACUUUUGAAGCCACAUGGCUAAAUGGGUGAUUGGAAAUCUGGUUACCAUGGUGAUAGUUUAGCUAUCCCCAGCACAUGGGUUUCCUGUUAGGCCUUUUUCUCUCUUUGUUUUCUCUUCCUCUCUUUGUUUUUCUUCACUCUGGUUAUUUCUCCCCAGCCUGUGGUCAUAAUGUAUCACCCACAGAGUGAACGAUACAAACGUGGUCAGUGUUUCUCCGUCCUGCUGUUUAGGCUCUGCUCCGCCCACCUACAGCCCCCAAGGACCAGGCCGAGGAUGGCAAGGACAGCACCAGAACAUUCCCUGAGAUGCCUGCUUACAGGAGAUGGGUUAGGGGCUUAUCUGGAACAUUAU
Manis javanica (Malayan pangolin) is the source of this 4050-nucleotide messenger RNA. It is a transcript of the gene ARHGAP25, whose product is annotated as Rho GTPase activating protein 25. Gene Ontology annotation, biological process: phagocytosis, engulfment; signal transduction; negative regulation of small GTPase mediated signal transduction. Gene Ontology annotation, cellular component: phagocytic cup. Gene Ontology annotation, molecular function: GTPase activator activity. The record is from RefSeq and is a predicted model, not a curated record. Lineage: Eukaryota; Metazoa; Chordata; Mammalia; Pholidota; Manidae.